Molecule: messenger RNA, 746 nt
Organism: Drosophila subobscura
Lineage: Eukaryota; Metazoa; Arthropoda; Insecta; Diptera; Drosophilidae
Exons: 1
Coding region: 62-628 (188 amino acids)
Source: RefSeq, a predicted model, not a curated record
GUGCAAACAGGCAUCACUCCUCUGCAGUCCGUUGAGAAGAGAAUUGCAUCCAAUCGCAGCCAUGUCCAAGUUUUGCGUUCUUCUGGUGCUCGUUGUCCUCGUGGCGGCCAUUGAGGCCGAUGGCGGCCGCCGUCGUCCGCCCUGCGCCGGCCGCUGCAACCAGAAGGAUCUGCUGAGCCGCCAGACAGUCUGCAUACGUGACAGCCGCACCAACACGUGCACCAAGCUGCUGGCCUGCCGGCUGCGCGAGAAGAACUGCGCGCGGCGCGACAAUGGCCUGGAGCCGGUGAAGCAGACUUGUGUCACGCGGUGCCGCAACAUCCUCGGAGGCAGCGGCACCUCGGGCCGAUGUGCUCCCCGUCUGCGCACACCGUCGCCGGUCAGCCACGAUGGCAAGCGCGUGAGGGAGUGCCGCCAGCGAAGGUGCCUGGAGGACAAGGUGGCCGGCUGCUGGACGGACCGACAGGGUGGCUGCAGCGUCCAGAGCCGCUGCGAGGCCAGGCGCAGGAACUGCUCCAGGAAGCCCACCAACCAAUGGAUCCGCACCGAGCAGUGGCGCUGCAGCGGCAUCAUCCAGGGCGAGGGUGGCCGCAGAUGCCGCACCCGUACCAUCAUCGACAAGGAUUAGACUCCAGACUCCUCCUCCUCCCACUCCCACUCCCCAAUCUGUGGCUGAAACCCCGAGAAUCCGUAACCUACUUUUUUUUUCUGUUGUAUUCGCUGUUCACUGUCUUUCAAAUUCAAAA